AUGUGUUCCUUUAACUUGAGGCAACAGACCUACUGCGGAUUCGUUUCAGUCAGGGUGAGUUUCCUCGCUUUUCUUGUACCUACCGAGAGUUGGCAGUUCAUAGGCCUUCUGGCGGCGAGCGUCACUCUCCUGCUGCACAUCACCUUCUCCAUCUACUUUCUGCUCUACGGAGAGCUCUACGGCCUCAUUCCGUUGUUUGCGACGAUCAUCGCCCACGCCAUCUAUCUGUUCAUCAACAUGGGCUUCAUCUCUUUCGUCGCUUUACUCUAUACAUCCUUCGAGGUGAUUUCGAACUUUUGUAGUUUAGAAGGCGUUUUCUUUCCUUUUUCUUGAAAACCUGCAAAGUAAGAAGACAGUUUUGAAAAAGGAUGACCUUUUUUCUAGCAAAUCUAGAAAAAAUUAAUGUGUGCCUGCUGCCUUUUUUUUCGAGAAAUCUAGAGCUUUUAAUAGUCUAUUUGAUCUAUUUCGAAAAAUAAUAUGAUAGUAAACACUUUGAAAAAUUGCAAAAAGGCAGGAGAUCUCUGAAAAAAACUUCAAAUGUUUCUCAGCGCUUUAAUUAUUUUUUUUCUUACAUCCUUAUCUACUAACUAACUUUGGUUUUUUUUUUUACUAACUUUGGUAAAACUAUCAACGAACAAUGAGGUUAAUCUCUUUGAAAAAUUCCUAUUGCUCGUUCAGAGUCUCAAAAUCUCAAAUCAGCAGAAUAAAUAAACUAACAAGGCCAACAUCCUUCCAAGGAGUCCAAAAUCUGAUCUAACCCAAUAUUUUCUAGUAAAAAAGAAAAAAACAGGCUCUGAUGUGUCUCGCGAUGUUGGGAAUCGGUUGCUACACCUGUCUAUUCGUCCCCUACCCGGAAAAAUCCUUCAUUUAUCGACAUUGCGUGCAAAACGGAGGUCGCAAUUGUCACUCUAGUCAGUUUGAAAAGAACAAUCUUCCUCUGAUGAAGAAGGUUCAGCGACACGAAUCACCGCAGCAGCCUGGGGACCGGCCCUCAUCCUCUUCUUCUUCGUCAACGUCUUCCUGAUCCAAGUCUUCGCGCAAGGAGCCAAGGCAAACCGAUAUCUGAGCAAACGAAAGUGAGUUCUUCUUCUUUCCUUCGACCCAUUUGAAGUUCAGAUAUUCAUCAAGUUCCUCAUACAGUUGCAAUUCGUGUUGCAGCAAUCACCCGCCCAGGAUCGCAGGAGUCGUCCCACCUGUCCAGGUGAUCGUCAACCAAGCGCCGCCCGUCCAGAAUCCGACGCCGAUUCAAACGACCUCUUCCUUGCCCAACUUCUUCCCCAUCAUGUCCCCGAUCUCCCAACCUCUUUCCGGCUCCGACAUUCCGCUCCAGAAUCUGCAAUCAAGGAGUACUAUCCACAGCAAUUACCAGCCGGUGGCUAGAAGAGCGAUGGGCCAAGUGAUGCCCUUCGGAAACGACAACGUCUACAUAUUCCGCUUCGAAGAAUGGCUCGUGCCUGGGAACGCCAACCUCCAGCCUUUCAUGGAGAGGUUCAAUCAAUACUCCACUAAUCCCAUGGUUUCGCAAAGAUGA
This is a messenger RNA of Caenorhabditis auriculariae, 1531 nucleotides long. NCBI's taxonomy places the organism in Eukaryota, Metazoa, Nematoda, Chromadorea, Rhabditida, Rhabditidae. The record is from the annotation of a GenBank genome assembly.